AGAAAAUGAAUGCGGCAAUAGAUUCAGAAGAAGCUUAUGACAUACGUUCUCACUUACAUAAUAUAUAUGAAUAUUUAUUUGAUGGUAGUAUAGGCGCGCCGGUUAUUGAAAAAUUACAGAAUGGAGCUAAAGUUUCCCCCGAAUAUCCAAAUACUGCUUUCUACGGUGCUGAUUCUAUUACACCAAAUUCUAAUGGAAAUAUUACAUAUAUUGAAUGCAAUCUUUUAGAAAAACUACCGUUUCCUGAUGAAGAGUUUGAUUAUAUUUUUUCCAGAGAUUAUGUAAAUUUUUUUAAAAAUGAUGGGUUUCAUGGGUUUUUAUCAGAAGUUAUUCGAAUAUUAAAGCCUGGAGGUUGGUUUGAGGUUGCAUUUUCAGCUAGACAAAUUCUUGAUGGUGGGCCUGCCUUUCCAUUAUGGAAUUCUGCAUGGUUAUCGUGGUUUAAAUCAAAUAAUAUCAAUAAUGAUUUCAUGUUACAUUUAGAAGAUUACCUUCAAAAGACCCAAAAAUUUGAAUGUAUAGAACAUCAAACAGCAAAAUUUUUUCUGGGAAAGGGUAAUAAUGAAAUGGGAGAAUUUGCUGAAGAUUUUUUUUUUCACGUGUUAAAAAAUUUGAAAGUACAUUUACUUCCUUAUUUGGGAAUUUCAAAUAAUGCAUAUGAUGAUUUAGUCAAGGAGAUUGAAAUUGAUCUUAAAAGUGGAAAGAGCAAGCCGUAUAAUUGCUAUCAUAGAAUAUUUGGAAAAAAGAAGGAACUUCUUGAUAAG
Scutellospora calospora is the source of this 761-nucleotide messenger RNA. Lineage: Eukaryota; Fungi; Glomeromycota; Glomeromycetes; Diversisporales; Gigasporaceae. The record is from the annotation of a GenBank genome assembly.